CUAUCUAGGCAGAUUACGCGCCUCAACAAACCCAAGCCAUGUGAUACUACACACUGGCUUCCUAGAAUAUUUCCGUGAAUCGGUCAUGUGACCAACUGGUUUCCAGUCGUAGGUGAACAUGGCUCGGAACCACGAGAAGCAGCUGGGCAGGUUGAACCGGGUUUGGCUGCAGAGGGAGAGAGAAGAGGGACGCCUGAAAGAUGUACACCAAAACAGACCCAAAUUGUCUUCUCUAAAUUCAGCAGCAGAUGUGAAGAGGUGGAUUCCAAGCAUCAAGAAUGAGAUUGAAUAUUACUUACAGUCCCAGCUGCCCCACUAUCCUGAGAGGAAGAUUGCAGAGUUCCAGCAGCACAUUGAGGACCUGAGAAGGGAGUAUCAGGGUCACAUCCGGAAACUCAGAACUUUAGAGCCCUCUAACAAGGAACACCCAUGGAAACUGCGAGGAUACACAAGGAAGAGACAGGCACCUGUCGGUGCACAGUCUGAGAGCCAAGCAGACCCUGGCUCUGUGAAGAAGCUGUGCACCCCAGUGCUGUCCAUGCCUGUACACCAAGGCAGGGAUGAGUCAGAUUCUGAUGAAGAACAGGAGAGUAACUGGAAAGUAGACCCUCUGAGUUCAGAUCGUUCUGCUCCUGUCUACAACUGCCCCUCUGUUGACUGUGAAGUCCAGGACCGGCCGCUUUCCUUUAAUCCUCGAAAGAUUCCCCUGAAAUUUACUGGCCAUGCAGUGUCUGGCUGUGAAGCAGGGAAUCACGAUGAUACUGACAAGUUAACACAAAUUCUGCUUUCAGGGCUUCCUAACCUUCACAAUAACCCCUCAGUAAACCCCGGCCGGACUGCAGCGGCUUGGAUCAGCGGGGAAGCAGGGGCUGCUGAAAUAAGUGAGGCCCAGGAACCUUCAGGAGCAACCAGAGAUCUCCUUGGCUUGGGCUGUUACUCCUCAUCUGAGGAGGAGAUGUAACCAGAUAAUAAGAAUUUGUGAACUAGAGGAGGCUAUUCGGCCCGUCAGUGUUUGUCUGGGUUCCAGCAGCUGUUUGAUCUCAAAACUUUGUCAUGGUGUGUUUUAGGGGACUCUGAUGAGUCAGCAUCAAAAAGACAGUUCGGUAACCCAUUCCACACCCUCACCGUGACUCUCCUACCUUCUGUCCUAAGUCUGUCUACACUUAAUUUCCAACAGUGUGCUGUGCUCCUGGUUUCUGUGCUGUAUUGGCUAUGAUUAACUUUGUGAACUAUUUUAAAGAUUUUAAAGACUUCAGCAAGUCUCCACUAAA
Messenger RNA from Polyodon spathula (Mississippi paddlefish), 1271 nucleotides. RefSeq lists its product as uncharacterized. The coding region runs from base 119 to 961 and encodes 280 amino acids. Gene Ontology annotation, biological process: generation of catalytic spliceosome for second transesterification step. Lineage: Eukaryota; Metazoa; Chordata; Actinopteri; Acipenseriformes; Polyodontidae. The transcript has 5 exons. The record is from RefSeq and is a predicted model, not a curated record.